CACCACCCCCCGCCAGCGCCGCCGCCACCCGGAAGAGGAAGGCGCCGAAGACGGCGGGGGUGUCGCGCGUCCCCUCCGCGCUGCUGCCGCCUCCGGCCCCCCCGGCCCCGCCGCCGCCGCCGCCCGCGCUGCUCUGCGGGCCGGUCUCGCUGCUGCCUGCCUUCGGGGCGAGCCGAGCCGGGGAGAUGCCGGCCUUGCUGGAGCGCCCGAAGCUGAGCUCGGCCAUGGCCCGCGCCUUGCACCGCCACGUCAUGGUGGAGCGCGAGAGGAAGCGGCAGGAGGAAGAGGAAGUGGACAAGAUGAUGGAACAGAAGAUGAGGGAGGAGCAGGAACGGCGGCGGAAGAAGGAGAUGGAGGAGCGCAUGUCCCUGGAGGAGACCCGGGAGCAGAUCCUGAAGCUGCAAGAAAAGCUUUCAGCCCUGCAGGAAGAGAAGCACCAGCUUUUCCUACAACUGAAAAAGGUGCUUCACGAGGAAGAGAAACGCCGUCGCAAAGAGCAAAGCGACAUGACGACUCUGACAGCCGCCGCCUACCAGCAGGGCAUGGCCCUCCAUGCAGGCACUCCCAUCCUCAACAUGCAAGGGAGCCCCGGGGGACAUAACCGGGCUGGGACCCUGAUUUCUGCAGACCGAGCCAAGCAGAUGUUUGGGCCCCCAGUAAUCACAACCCGACACUUUGCCGCCCAGUCAGCCUUUCCCGCCAGCACCGCUGAGCACGGGCAGUACCAAGGCAGCCAGCCUGGGCAUGGCCCCUACGCCGUCAGCCAGAGCCAACACACGGUGCCGGUCAGCUACAGCAGCAGCCAGUCGAUCAGAGGGCCUUCUGCGUUCCCAACCAUGCAGUACCUGUCUCAGCAACAGCCUGGCUACACGAUCCAUAGUCACUUCCCCGCCACCCAGCCAGGUUUUAUUCCUCCAAGCACCACGAUCCCUCUACAGAAGCAGCUGGAGCAUGCUAAUCAGCAGUCGGGAUUUACCGAUUCACCCACCCUCCGCCCGAUGCACCCCCAGGCCCUGCACCCCAACCAGGGACUCCUGCCAGCUCCCCAGAUCCCUGUCCAGAUGCAGACAGCUGCCAAGCCCAGUUUGGCCUACACCCAUCCAGCACGCCCAGCUUCCCCUGGCAACUUCUCCCAUGGAACUGCCCCCCAACAGCCCCACACGUCCGGCUUCCAGGCCUCUCCCCAGCCGGCACCGCGGCACCCCUUCAUCCAACAUCCUCAGGGGCAGCGCUUCUACCACAAGUGAGCAGCAGCAGCAUCCUGGCCCGGCUGCUUCUGGUGCGUCCUCCUACCCCGUCGGCAGCACAAACCGAGCAUUUGCUGGCCACGCGUGUGUCGCUUUACUCCUUCCCCCUGCCUUGCUGAAAUAUUACGAAUUUUGUGAGAUUAAUCUGAAUAAACUUUGCAUAAUUCA
Messenger RNA from Hemicordylus capensis (graceful crag lizard), 1415 nucleotides. It is a transcript of the gene GPS2, whose product is annotated as G protein pathway suppressor 2. NCBI's taxonomy places the organism in Eukaryota, Metazoa, Chordata, Lepidosauria, Squamata, Cordylidae. Bases 186 to 1247 code for a protein of 353 amino acids. The record is from RefSeq and is a predicted model, not a curated record. Gene Ontology annotation, biological process: regulation of transcription by RNA polymerase II. The transcript is spliced from 11 exons. Gene Ontology annotation, molecular function: transcription coregulator activity. Gene Ontology annotation, cellular component: transcription regulator complex.